UUUGCGCAUGAAUUUUGAAAUGCUUGUUUGUAAGUGGAAGACAUUUUGGUAAAUAAUUCCAUAUUCUUGCUCCAUCAAAAUGAAUGUUGCUGAUUUACUAGCAUUUCAGGUAUUUGAAUUGUUGUUUUGUGGGAGUUGAUGAUGCAAUGUUUGUUAUUAACAUUGUCUAGCACCAUAUAUUAAUCUCAGACUUAAUCGGAGGUACAAGAAGCAACUUCUUAAAUUGUUUAAGAGAACACGAAACCUUUUCCGGUUUUCAGAUUUGAGUUUUAUAUCUCUGGAAAGUUAAAUCACUUGAAGAUUUGUGUUUUGGUUUAAUUGUAUCCUCAUAUAAGAGAUUCUUUUCUCAGUCUUUGGUAUGAUACUGUUUUGUAAUGAGAGUGAAACUUAAAAAUACUGAACUCCGAAAUUAGAACCAAGACUAAAAUCGAGCUUCAACAUUUAUCCUUUGUCUGAUUUUAACACAGUUGCAAUUAAAUAAUCAAUGACCCAUCAUAGCACUUUCAGAAAUUCACUCUAGAUAGUUUCACUUUCCCCCUGCCCUUCCCCCCUGCCCUUUCCCCCACCCCUCCACCCUCUAUCCUAUGAUUAGGGUUUGGCAUUCAAAUGUUGUAUGUUGUGGUAGAAAAUUUUCACUUGAAAGGUUUAUGAGAUUGUUUUAUUUGUUUAUCUGUUUGUGAUAGCCUGAGAGAGGAGCCAAGAGAAAAAAUGAUGAGGAGGAUCAGGUGUCCAUUAAUACAAAGAAAAGACCAAUGGCUGCGGACAGGCCAACAGGUUCUGGUCUGUCUGAGGAGGAAAGAUUGAAAAUAUUGGAAAUGGUAGAAAAUGAACCAGAGGUCAGUUUUGUCCAUUUGAAGGAUCAGAAAUUUAGAAAUUUGUUAGUGUCAACAUAACAAAAUGGUGCAAUCAAUGGAUAAAUUUUUCAUAGAUUUUUAUCUUAAUUUAUCAAUGCUAAGUGGAAUUUUUUGUUUCUCUUUUCACUUUUCAUCUGUAGCAUAAUUUUCUUUUUUUUUCUUUUUGAAACUUAGAUGGAAGCUCUUGAUGUAGGUUCUCUGAAGAGGAUGCUUCUGCUCUUUGAGAAAAAAGUUACAAAAAAUCAAGAAAUGAGGAUAAAGUACCCAGAGAAUCCAGAGAAGUAGGUCUUAUUACCUUCUCUCUAAUUUGUUUCAGUGAGAUCAACAUUUUUUAACUGUGCAUCCUAUUUAGUCAAAAAAUUAUUAGAAUAUAUUUAUCCUCAUUAAAUUUAUUAUGGUCAUGUGAUCCUCUCAAUGUUUUCCAACUCUCAUGGAUUAACUAGAAGUCCCCCAGAUAUAUAAUGCAGUUCCUGGCAUUUGGAUAUAUUUUGCUCUAAAAAGGGGAAAUCAGGUAUAUUUUUAAGCAAAAAAAAGGUUUGGGGUGUUAGAUGGAACUGCAAAAAGGUCUUUGAAAGAUGUCAAAUAGAUUUGUUACAAAGGAAUAACUGUGUUUUACAUGAUAAAGAAGUGUAAUUUUGUUUCAUUCUUGACAGGUUUAUGGACUCAGAGCUUGAUCUGAAUGAUGAAAUUCAGAAGUUACAUGUUAUAGCCACAGUUCCACAUCUCUAUCAGCACAUUGUAGAUGUUAAUGCUGUUGGAACCAUCCUAGGCUUGUUGAGCCAUGAGAAUUCAGGUGAAAAAUAUGGAUACUUUGAUGGUACCAAAAGACUGAAAGAUAUAUAAGUUUUCCUCUUUCUUUUUGAUGCAAUAGUUGCAUAAUUUUCAUUUUAUGACUGUACAUUACAAGGAGCAUCUGGUUCAUCUUCCUUGACCUUUUGACCCCUAAGAGUGACUAGCAUCUAAUUUCUCCUUACAUUAUCACCCCUGAAUCCAACAUUAAGGUCACAAGAAUAAAGGAAAUGAUCACCGAUUAAAGCAUCUCUUGAUUGUGAAACAAAUUCUCCUUGUCAGUACCUUAAGAAAAGCAUCAAGAGCAGUAUGGAGGAUAUGCAUACUGAUGUGAGGGUGUAAAGGGUUAAAUGUAAGAAUCAAAGGUAUUAUUCAUUUUAAACUAAAAGCCUGUCCUUUUUGUCAGUGAUUUUUUGCCACUCUUGUUUUUAGGUGUUAUUUAUUGGAACUAUGGAUUAAUGAAAUAGUUUAUGCCUGAAUUAAAAACCGUAAGACUUCUAAAAAGUACAGAAUAUGAUAAUGAGGAUACAAUGAAAUGGUAGACACAUAUGUUAAAAACUAUUAACAUGUUGUAAUUUGAACUAUGGAUGAUAAUAAAGGGGUUCUAAAAUGGUCAGUUUGACAGACUGACAUGUUGAAAAGUCUCAUGUAGUGUGCCUGUUGUCAACAGUGACUUGCUUUCAGAUUCAGUAGCCUGGCAAGUUUGUGGUGUUCUAUAGCUAUAAUAAUUACCUUUGAAUAGGUUCUUGCAGUGUAUGCACAGCUGUAGCUGAUCAUGCCUAUCAACUUGGGUGGGGAUUCUGGCUUCCUCAAAUUCCUUUCCAUACCCUGUAUGGGGUAACACUAUCACUGCCAACUUGUUCUCUCUCAAUAUCUCUAGUCUAUUGAUCCUAAUAUUGAUAAAAUAAUGAUAUUUCCAACAGACAUCUCUAUAGCUAUCAUUGAUCUACUCCAAGAAAUGACUGAUGUGGACACACUUAAUGAGAGUGAAGAAGGUGCUACUGCUCUUAUAGAUGCACUUGUAAGUCCUUAGUCUGUGCUAUUUUCUGUACUGGAGUGCUUUUUCAAAUUGUUUCUAAUGAUAGAUGCUGAUGUGUCUGCUUUCUCUUUAGCUUGAAGGGCAAGUGGUUGCUCUUUUAGCCCAAAAUCUGGAUAGACUGGAUGAAAACAUCAAAGAAGAUAGUGAUGGUGUACACAAUACAUUAGGUUUGUGCAAAUAACUCAAACAGAAUCAUUAAUUUCUAGAAGGCUCUAUUCAAUUGAACUAGGUUUUCUUUACUGUGGUAUACCUGUAUUUGCUAUACACAUUUAUGAUCAUUGUCCAUUACUAACUGCCACUGAAUUCCUUUCUUUGCUCCAAAUAUCAACAUAAGGUUUCUUUACAAGGUUGUAGGCAGUGUUGUUUAAUUUUUAUGUGUUUUCUCUCUGAUCAGGAAUCAUAGAGAACAUGACUGAACUCAGACCUUCAGUAUGCCAGGUGGCAGGUGAGCAAGGAAUGCUGGGAUGGCUUCUCAGAAGACUUAAGGUAACUUAUCCAAAUCAACUUUAAAUGCAGUUUAUUCUGAUUAUAUGAGGGUGAGUAUCUCAUUCUGAUUAUUUUUGUCUUUCGUUUUCUGAAUUUAUUUUAGCAAAAGCCUCCUUAUGAUGCCAACAAACUCUACUGCAGUGAAAUUCUCUCCAUCCUUCUUCAAAAUACAGAAGGUAAUGAUGAAUGAAGAUGGUAAUAAUUAAUAAAAUAAUCAUUAGUUGUUAGGGUAGUUGAUUUAUGUUGAUCUCCAAGCUUAUUUUAUCAGAAACUAAUCAAGACUUUAUGUACACUAAAUAGAUUAUUUUUCAUUAUAAUCCUAAGAAACAGUACUUAAAAGUAGUUUUGUGGAUUACCGUUUGCAAAAUUUGAAAUUUUGUCCCUAAAGACACAAAAGAAUGAAGGUAUGAUCAACAUCUUGAGGCCAAUUUUAUCAUCUUGUCCCCAAUUUAAAAAGGAGAACCCUAGUUUUUUUUCUUCCUGAUCCAAAACCAGAAAAUGCCUUGCUUCUGUUGAGCUUUGCAAAUAAUGGACAAUAUAUGGGCUCUUUCAUGAGAGAGUGUACACUUGAUCCAAAAUGAAUAACAUUUAAUUCAUUGAAAAAGAUGGAAGCAGAGUCUCCAUAUGUACAUGUUUUUUUAGAAAUUUAUACAUUAAAAUAAGGUUGUUUUCUCACCAGAAAACAGACAGCUUCUUGGAGAACUUAAUGGAAUUGACACACUACUACAAUGUCUAUCAGUAAGCCCCUUUUAGCUCAAUAUCAUGAUAAUGCUACGGGUAUUUUUAAUAAUUUGUUUGAGAGCCACAUUGCAUCUACUUUGAAGAAUCUGUUAGCUCUGUGUAGAAAUGCUUAAGUAAUUCUAAUAUUUAGCUGAUAUCAUUACAGCUUUACAAGCGAUAUGACCCUACCUCAUCAGAUGAAUUAGAGUUUAUGGAAAAUCUUUUCAACUGUCUGUGUUCCUCUUUGAUGCACAAUGCAAACAAAGAUCUGUUCUUGAAGGGAGAGGGACUUCAGCUUAUGAUUCUCAUGUUAAGGUAAUUUUUUUAGCUCCUACUUUUUUUUCCUUUGCUUUCCUCAUGUUAUCUUUCGUUUUGUUUGAGUUGAAUGCCUUUAAACCAAGUCCCUUAGUUAAUUUUCUGAAUAAAGUUCUACUUUUUUCAAAGAUGAGUCGGAAUGGUUUAUUUUUUAGAGAAAAGAAACUCUCUCGUAGAAGUUCCCUGAAGGUGCUGGAUUACGCCAUGCAAGGAGCCGAAGGAGCUGAAAACUGCAGCAAGUUCAUUGAAUUCCUGGGACUUAGAAGCUUAUUUCCGUUAUUUAUGAAGGUGAGGAACAAGUCGUCUAAUUUCAGGAAUUUUAUUAACGUUUUCCAUUUGAGGGUAGGCCCUCAUUAUCAGCACAGCAAGACACACGUUCCUCCGCCCUCGAGAAGAUUUUAGACGAGUCGGCGAGAGGUUUGUCAGGGACGUAGCACUAUCAGUGCUAGACUCCUUGCAGACCUGUCGCCGACGCGCGUUCAAGGCCUCAUACUUUUAUCGCAGGCGAAGAAACGCGUGGGCUAUUUAGGGACUAUUUGCCGCCUAUCAUCUUGUUGGUCAUGAAUUUAAAAAAAAUUCCUGUCUAAGGAGGAAAAUUGUGUGAGUGUUACGAUUUUUGUAUGCUUUUUAUCUAAAGGGUUAGUCAUGAAUGUUCUUAAAAGCCCCUAAGUUAAGUAUCAAACCAAAUAUUUUAGCAACAGACUGUCAUAAAUACUACCAAUAGUAAUAGGUUUUAGGCCAGAAUAUUAAUAAAAGUCUUAAAAUGUUUAGUGUACAUUGAGAAGAACUUUUGUUGGGUUUUUCCUUUUCUAGCCCUUCAAGAACAAUAAGAAAGUUGGGUCCUCAGAAGAAGACACUGAAGGUGAGUUUUAACAAAACGAUAUCACGUUGCCUAAAAAAGUUAAAAUUUAGUUUUUGUCUUCCCUAUCAAAUGAUAGGUCACAGUAGUUAUUUACCAGAUAAUAACGGCUUAGUUCUCUGACAAACUCUGGCUAGAAACAACCUUUUAACGUCGCGCGUGGAUGCUCGUUAAUCAUGCCUGAAAGAAUGUACACUACUCUUGCACAAUGCAGACAUAACUAAGUACCGUCAGGGACAUUUUCAAUCGAAUGGCGAAAGUAUUCCGGGACUGCUUUGGUUUUGCUUUACUUCGCUCCAUGAUUGGUCCAGAAAACUCGCACCACUCAUCUCAACCAAUCAGAUGCAAAACUAAAAGCAAUCACGACUUGGUCGCCCGCGUUUUCCCGCGCUUUUGGCAAUUUGGUUGUUUUUAUUUUGAGCUCUCAUUGGCUCUUAAUCAUCGUAUCAUUUCCUUUCUUCUGAUUGGCCGCUUUGUGAUUAAUCUGUACGACACUCAAUCGAAAAGCGCUCAAUUAUUGAACUAAAAAUUGUGAAGCUCGGACGAGAAAUAAAAAGAGUUGUCGUUCCUUUAUCACAAGUGUGGGCAAAGGAAACCCACAGAUAUCCCCCUCCCCCUGUAGAAUUUCUGAGAUGCCAUUCCCCGUGGGCCGCUCAGAUUCUAGCAGAAUCUCGUUACUCCACAACUGAGCUCCAGAUUUGCCAGUGUAACUUAGUUAAACAAAGCACGCAAUCAGAAUUUCUGAUCUUAAUCAAUAUGAACCCAGUAUAUGGCCGAGACAACUUUUUAUGGAGCAGCCAACCGUAGAAUCCAGAGAUCUUAGGUUUUAUUUCGCGUGGGAAACUAAAAUUUUUUUCUUAGUCGCGUUUAUGCGACGAACGAAGAACAUCUUUCAUACCUGACUUUGAUGUGUUUUCUGUUCUUUCCUAACAGAACACACCUGCUCAAUAAUAAUGUGGUUGUUUAGAAACCUAUCAGGGAACUUGAAGACCCGUCUUGUGCAGAAAUUUGUGGAAAGUGAUCACCUCAAAGUGGAUAGAUUAAUGGAGCUUCACAUGAAAUACCACAACAAAAUACAGGAGUGUGACGCCAAGAUAGAGAGAGAGAAGCAGGUCUGAUAGAGACUGGUACACAUGGCUUUGGGGUCGAUACAGUAGCACUUACUUGCCAGAAUCGAACUUUUGAAGGAUAACGUUGAAAUCCUAAAUUGUUAUCGAAUAAGAAGCUACCUUGAUUUUGUUAUUAAGCUGUCAGAGAGGUAAACGUUAAUUUUGGGGUCCGCGCUCGCGUUAUGUUUGUGUCAGCGGAUUACAGGUUCAGUUUAGAUUAAAGAUGAAAAGUGAAGUAUGAGAAGUUUAGGGUUCGCCUAAUACUGGAUUCAUAGUUUCUCCAAAGCAUGUCUUAAGCUGUUAAUUUUCAUUCCCCAGGAGCUACAAGAUGAAGGCGAGGAGAUAGACGAAGCGUUAGAGGACGAGUUUUACAUGCGGAGACUGGAUGCCGGUCUGUUUACGCUGCAGCUAAUUGACUGUAUCAUCAUGGAAGUGUGUUGUUCUAGUGUCUCCUCGGUAUGACUGUGCAGAAUUAAUUUUUUUUUUCUUCGUUUGUUUGCUUUUUAGAUUUUUGUUUUGUUUUGUUUUUUUUUUUUUUGGGGGAGGUAUUUUAUCGCGGAGAAGACUACAUAUUUUGUGUUUCUUUUUGUACGAAAACAAUUUUUGGAAAUUGAGACAAGCAAAAUUUUCAUUGGACGCUGAUAUUUUGCAAUUUGCUCUUGAAGCAGCCAAACAUAAACAAGGAAGGGAGAAUGAAAAAUUUUCAAGUUUUAUCAAUUACUAAGUUAUGCAGAGGGUAGUUACGAUCGAUAACUCGGGGAUGGGUAACUUGAAAGAGUUCAAAAACGAAAAAUUGGAAGUGAGAUGUGACUCUCACAUAGAGCUUCCUAUAAUUCUACUCUAACGCCAUUCUACCAUGAUACUGGAGUAACAAAAAGCGCAAAAUAUGCCACGGUAUUAAACUGUUGAACAGAGCGAAAUUUGGAAUGGAAAGCGGAGCAUCAAAAUGGCCGCGCUAAACGAUUCAAACUUUGAUUUUUUUUUUUUCUUGCUAUGCAGUAUUACCAUUCAUUCUGAUAUCGAAUUAAAUCUUCGUUUUCUCGGUACUUAUGUCUGAAGAAUAACAGUUAUGACCUAGUUUAAACUACGUGUUUUUAAUGGUCCUCUACUGCGCAGCCGCAGUGUGAAAUUGUCACACAACGCUCUCUGUCAAUAGUCGGUGGUAGUGUCAGUCAAGUGAACGUUCCCUGACAACUCCAACCAAAAACUGCGAGUUAGAUCCGUCUCUUAGACCUAAAAGCUCUCAUUGUAGCAAUGUAGUAAGAAACAGUGUUACUGCUGGUUAAUACAAUAUUUGUAUUCUUUGAUUUGCAGAUAAAACAGCGGGUGGUUACUCUGUUAAACCAACAUGGAGGUUCUUUAAAAGAUAUAAGAGCAAUUAUGAGAGGUACGUUUAGAGGAUUUUGACCGGCUUGCCAAUGAAUGCCCAUGAAAGUUGAUGUACGGAGCUUUACAGUCCUUUCAGUCUUUGUGUUCGUACAAUCAUUUUCUUGGCUAAGGCUAAAAAAAUGAAAAAAAUGUCAUGAAUUGCUGAGCGGGUUUUCAUUUUUGCGGAAUUUGUGGUCAGCCUUGGAUUCACAACAAUAAGCCCCCGCGGAAGAAAGAAAAACUCCCGCGAACAAAACGCUGCUAAAAUAUACUACAACUGGCAAACUGUCAAAUGAUAACUUCUGCAGGAAUGUCAAGCAUCAGCUUGUAUUUUUUGUGCGACAAGAAGGAAGACUGUAUAAUAACUGGUAGUUUAAGAGUUCAUAUCAUUAUGACGCUUAAAGGGAGUCAUUGGCGUGGAAUUUGGUCAAAAUCCAACGUUGAUUUUCUUAUUUUCAUUAUUUAUAUUUAAUUAGAAUAUGCCGCGAGUGUGGGAGAUGCCAAGAGCAAGGAGAGUCGAGAAACUGAAAAGAAGAGAAUCCUGUCGCUUAUCGAUAGAUUUUAAAACCGCUGAACUAUGGAUUCGGUGAUCAAGGCUCAUUUGCAUACGUCACCACUCGCUUACAGAAGCCUUCGGAUCUCUAAACGCAGCGAGUCAGUUUCUCAACUGUAAUAGCUUCUCGAAGUCACAAUUUCAAAGGGCGAACAAAGUGUGCAUGUCUGCGAGUCUGCGUUUCAUCAUUUAACUGGAACAUAAAAUACAACAGUAUCUUUUAAGUGAAUAUGACAUUGAUCUUCGCAGUAAUGAACACUACUUAGGCAAUUGUGAAAAUAAGGCCUGAAAAAAAGAGGUCUGCACCAGUAUCGCAGAGGUCAUGGGAUCAAACUCCUUACAGGCCUUAAUUUUUUCCAGGCGUUAUUUUCACUACUGCGUACUUAAAGUAGUGUUCACUACUGCGAAGAUCACUUUCAUGUAAACUUCUUUAUCCGCAGUUCGAAUAUAUGAUUUUCAUAUAUUCACAGUCAUUUAGUAUCUUUUGAGUGUCUAAAGUAUUUGCUAUGAAUGAAGAGAUCUUCUGUUUCAAUUAGAUGCUAAAGCAGUUCUUAAACUAAGGAAAACUAGUUUAAACCAUUUUCCUUUUCACAAGGAUCUGCUAUAAAGCUGCACACAACUUUGAUGUUAAAAAAAAGUUUCUUUUUUUCAACAUACGAACAUACGUGAACUGUAUUUGUAACAAAAUAAAGUCAUGGUUUUUAGCCAUCCUC
This is a messenger RNA of Pocillopora meandrina, 8805 nucleotides long. Lineage: Eukaryota; Metazoa; Cnidaria; Anthozoa; Scleractinia; Pocilloporidae. The record is from the annotation of a GenBank genome assembly.